CUUCAAACCACGCUUCUUGGGCGAGAUUUCGCGGAAUCCACGUUUCGCGGUUCCGGCCCGUCUCAAGAGCACCGCUGAGCCCAACUCUGCCUACAGAGUUAAUGACAACUCUCAUCACCCGGAGGAUUCUGCAGACGCUAACGCGACUAUCCUGUCCGAGGCAAUUGAUUUUCACAAACGUAUCAUGGACAGCAAGGAUCGUGCCACCUGGUGGGAGCUGUUGAAGAAGCAGAAGGAGCGGGCUCAAGAGGGGAAGGACAUUGAUUCCUUCACUUUAGAGGACGUGAAAACCACAGAAAUAUUCGAGAGAACAAGAGCCGAUGGGUUCUCGUAUCUUUUGCUACCAUUCAAACAGGAUCCGUUCCUCAUGGACAACUAUGUCAAUGUUGCAGGAAGGUUGAGAUUCGGAAACCUUUUUCAGGAUUGCGACUCGCUGGCAGGAAGAGUUGCUGCCAGGCAUUGCAAGCCGGCAGAGCCUAUGAAUGUGACAGCGUCGAUUGACAGAAUUUACGUUACCAGAAAAAUUGAUGAGAUUCACAAGUACAAUUUCGUCAUCGUCGGAUAUGUGACCUACACCGGGAGGUCUUCCAUGGAGAUCUGCAUCAAAGGCUUCUCUUUCGAGCACGACAUUCCCUCGGAAAUCACUCCAGAUUUUGUCGAGCAAUACAAGAACGACUGCUUCCUCUCUGCUAACUUCACAUUCGUUGCAAGAAACCCAGCUACUCAUAAAUCCCACGCCGUCAACAAGCUGCUUCCCGCAACAGAGAAGGAGUGGGUCGACUUCAAACGCGCUGAGAGCAGAAUCGCCGCCAAAAAGCUACGUGCUAAGCUGGAGUCUCUUGAAAACGUGCCCCCAACAGAGCAGGAAUCCAAGAUGAUUCAUAAUUUAUACACUUCGUCGAAGAAGUUUGCCCAACAGGGCAAGCCAAGCAACAUCGUGUUCAUGAAGGACACACGGCUUUCUUCCACGCAGAUCCAGCAACCGCAGUACAGAAACCGUCAUGGUGUCAUUUUCGGAGGCUACUUGCUCAGACAGACCUUUGAGCUUGCUUACUGUGCUGCUGGUGCGUUCUCCAAAUCCAAUGCACGGUUCAUUUCUCUGGACAACACCACCUUCAAAGUUCCCGUUCCAGUUGGUUCUGUGCUGUAUAUGGAUGCUGAGGUUUGCUAUACAGAACACAUCCACGAAAAAGACGAAUCUUCUGAGUCGGCCAAGCGGAUGAUGCAGGUUUUGAAGGAUUACGACACCAGUGCUAAUGAGCUGAGUUCGGAUGAGCAGGAGUACUUCUUUGUACCGGGAACGUUGAUCCAGGUCAAAGUCGAGACCAAGAUCCGGAAUUUGGGCGAUUCCAAGAUGACUGAAAGCGGAACUUUCGUCUAUUCUUUCUAUGUUCCUCGUGACGGUAACGGAGAGUUUGACGACCCUGGAUACUGCUCGGUGAUCCCGGAAACCUAUGGAGAGAUGAUGGACUAUGUGGAAGGUCGUCGUCGUACAUAUGAUACUGCAGCGUAUGCCCAGCAGCUAAAGCUCUCCAGAAGAGCCUAGCCAUAUUUAUAUAUUUAUUGCUGAAUACUAUUCACUUUAAGCUUAAAAUAUAUUGAUCAAUUAAUACAUGUACGCGAGAACUAAAUCACCAGUGAAAAUUAUAGCAUCGAGCUGUUGGAAGUGUUUUCGAUCACUCCCUCAAACGACCGCUCAUCUCUCGGAAUAUUGACGGCUUCCGAUCCCUUACGUUGUACGUCCACGAACUUUGCGCUGGUUUUGCUGAGCGUUGAGUCAGAAAACUCACGACCAAAUUCUUCGUUCAGAGUCGCCAAGUCUCGCGGGCGAUCGGUCGCAUCCACGUACUCGCUGGACGAGGAUUGGUCAUAAUUCACAUAGUUCCCCGAACCUGAGGAGACAUAUGACGAGUUUCUGUUCAUGAAAAUGCUCUGCGACUUGCGCUGCAUGUUUGGAUCGUCCGCAACUCUGACUGUCAACAGGUCGGUCGUGGCCACAGUGGCUAGCGACGUAAGAGAAUCUCGAGGUUUCCAUUUCGAGGCGCCGUUACGCCACGACUUGGUGAUUUUCUGCGAGCGGCCGGAAAUAAGCUCGUCGGUGCUCUGGUGAUUCAUGGCCUCGUUGUAUAAGGAAUGGGACCGCGAGUGGUUGCUUUCGACAUUGGUUAGCGAGGACGAGUCAUCGUGCACGCCAGACUCAUCCAGUUUGAGAACAUUGAGGGCCGAAAGACGUUUGGCGUUAUCGCCCUCGGAGUCGUUUUUAAGCGUCUCUGCGGUUCCUUGAGGGUUGAUAUAGAACGCGCUCUUCUUCUUCUCGUUGUCGUCUUCUUCGUCAUCAGUAGACUUGCGUCUCCGCCAGCAGCAAAAGAAGAUCAGCAGCGCGCCCAAGAGAGCUGCGAGCGGAAGGGCCACACCCAAUCCAAUGGCCAGGUUUUUCUUGUUGGGAGAUCCCUCUCUGGAGCCUGAGCCUGAAGUGGUAGAUGGAGACGCGACGACUGAGGAUAUAGAGGUGCCGCUAUGCGAUCCGCUGCUCGAUGAAGAGCUGGACGUGGAGGUGCUGCUCUGUGAACUGCUACUCGAACGCACCGUGCCGACCCCUCUUAUGUUGAACUCUCUGGAGUCAUCAAGACUGUUCAUGGUAGCUUCAAUGGUCACCUCUAGCUUGCUGAAGGUGUCGGGGACAAGACCGGCAAACGAGUGGUUGGUGUAGUAGUAAGUCAGCCAGGUAGCGUUCGAGAAACUAGCUUUAAUGUCCGUGUCGUUGAGGUUAGAGAAGGCCGACGAAGGCAACGAGUACACGAAAAAGUCUCCACGUGUCGCGUUCACGUCCGGGAGAUCAUCAACAGUGAAAAUGUUGGAGUACACGUCGAUCUCGAAGUCUAAGAAGACCUGGUUGCCGUACACGUCUGUAACCGUCACAUUGACCAGUUGGUUGCUGUCCUGGUCGUCGGGCACGUCACCCGUGAGUCGGUUGUUCGAGUCUAGCUGAACCCACGAAGGAGCUUCGUAAAGUUUCACGCUGGAAAUGUUUUGUGACGAGAUGCUUUGACCAUCGAGCUGAACAUCCUGCAGCGGCACUUCCACGCUGAACGACUGUCCGGCUGUUGCGUUGAUCUGCAGAGUACCGGAAACGUUUGUUGUAAGCUCGUGGGCACCCACAAGGAGAUAGAACGUGCCAUAUGUUCCAGUGUAUCCUUCGUAAUCGGUUGCAAUCAAAAUAAAGCCGAAUUCCUGGGAAGGAGCGAUCUCGGAGUUGAUUGGUGGAGCUGUUCCAGAAAACGUAAGGGUGUCCUCGUCGAAGUAACACCAACUUGGGAGCGAAGUUCUGUUGAGGGAUUUCCCGUAGUAAGCGACAAUGUUAUUACUUGAGCCGGAGCUCAUCUGGAAGGUGUCAUUGGAGAACCGCACCUCAAACCCUGUCUGGGGUUCGAUGAUAAGGCCGUCAUAGCCGUUGGUGUUUCCCAUAGAUUGCAAUUGCGAAAAAAUAGACGUUUUGAGUUCGGGGCCGGCCUCUUUCGAAACAACAAUCGACACAGACUGGUUGAAGGUACCAGUGCUGUCUGUCCCUAUUAGAUCAAAUGAUAGCGAGUCGGUCGCAUCAGAUGAGGACGGAAUACCAGAGAAAGUGAGGGAAGACUCGUCGAAAGUAAGCCAGUCAGGCAUAUUUUCUGCGGUGUACGAAACGGCCCCUUCAUCGCUUCUGUAGGUGUCUUUGUUGAUGGUGAAAGCGUAUUCUUCGCCGACUCUGGCGACAUCUGGUAGCUGUUGGGAGAACGGGAACCC
Molecule: messenger RNA, 3783 nt
Organism: Ogataea polymorpha
Lineage: Eukaryota; Fungi; Ascomycota; Pichiomycetes; Pichiales; Pichiaceae
Exons: 1
Coding region: 185-1546 (453 amino acids)
Biological process (GO): acyl-CoA metabolic process
Cellular component (GO): mitochondrion
Molecular function (GO): fatty acyl-CoA hydrolase activity
Source: RefSeq, a predicted model, not a curated record